Molecule: messenger RNA, 1279 nt
Organism: Paramecium pentaurelia
Lineage: Eukaryota; Ciliophora; Oligohymenophorea; Peniculida; Parameciidae
Source: the annotation of a GenBank genome assembly
AUGGAUAAGAAUGUCUCUACAAAACUUAAAAAUUUUGAAACAGUGAAUUGGUUGAAAAAUAGAUUUAAGAAUUAGGUCAGAGAUAAAUAUAUUUUAAAUGAUAAAGAACUUAAGGAACAAAUAAUGAUGAAAGCUGUUUUCAAAUCUAUUGAUAGAGAUAAAUCAAGUUUAAUUUUAUUCUUUCAAUUUAUUUUUAGAAUUCUUAGAUAGGUAAGAACUCUAUGAUAUGUUCAAACGAUAUGGCAUUAACAUCACCAAGACUAAACUCAAAGAGUUUUUUAAAAGAAUCGAUUAAGAUGAAGAUGGUAAGCACAUCAUUUAUCUCAGAUAAACUCAAUUGGACUGACUUCAAAUAAGCCUUACAAAACUAAGAAGCACUUUAAAGUAAGUUUUAGACAUUAAAUAAAUAGUGUUUGCUGAACUAAUGAGAAAAAUAAAGGAGUCUACAGAAAAAAAAGGAAAAAAAGAUGAAUUAAGUUUUAUACCUUUGAGUUUUCCUAAUAUGAUAUAAUACAUGAAUUAUUGUGUAUUAAGAGAAGAACUUAUACAAAAGAUUAAUUCUAAUUAAUUGAAUACUUAAUAGAAAGUUAAAUAAUGCAAAAAUCUGUUAUCUUUAGAGGACAUAUGUUAUAAUAAGGUUGUUGAAUUAAAAGAUGAUGAUAAUGAAGAAUUAGAAGAAGCUGCUUUUAUUAAAUCAGCUAAAAAAUCUAAUGAUUAUCAACAACUUGCUAUUUUAAAAAGAUUAUAAGAAAAAGAAUAAAUUGAAUAACGACAAGUAAUUUUAAAUUAUAAUGAUUUAGAGUCGCAUAAGAAAAUUAAGUACAUCAUAGUAUUACAAAUCUGAAUCUGACUAAACUAAUCGAUCUAUGGGAAAAAAGAGUAAACAACUUAGUACUGAUAAAAAUUAAUAUGCUCAACCUGAAUUCAAAUUAUUUGAUUAAUUAGUUUCUGAAAAUCAACAUGAACUUCCACCUAUUUAAAAUGAUAAUUAAUAAAAAGUUUAAAUUCCCAUGUUGAUGUCAGAAAGAAUCUAUGAAAGUGAUAAUCCUUACAAAUACAAUUAUAAAGUUAAAAAGUAUAAAAAUGAUUCUUCUGCUACAGAAAUUCCAAAAGGAUAACAUUUUACUACAUAGCAUUUAAUAGUAUAUAAUAAAUUAAAUCAAUUUAAUAGAAUCUUAGAACCCCUAUGAAGUUGUCAUAUAGAAAGUAAUGUCAUUCUCCAAAGAGGAUUAGAAUAAUAUCUUAAACAGAAUUAUAAAGACUAGUUAAUAAAAGCUGA